AUGCCGUUGGAAACUGGUGGCAAAGGUGAUGCUGAAGAAGCUGACACGAUUCUGCCCGCCAGCCAUUCAGACAGAUUAAGAAAACAUCAGGCCAUGGUAAAGUGUGACGUUUGCGGUGAAAAGUUUUCCCCUGCUGACAUGCAGUCCCACAGAAAAAUACACACCGGCAAAAAACCGCAUGUGUGCAUUUAUUGCAAUGCACCAUAUAACUCACGAAUAAAGCUCAUGAUUCACGUGAAGAACCACAAUGGUGAGCGAACUUUCAAAUGUGAUCUGUGUGAAAAAGUGUGUUUAUCAAAAAAACUUCUUAAUCGCCACCUGGAAAGUCAUAGUCAGAAAAGACCGUUUCAGUGCCAAAUUUGCAAUAGAAAUUUCAAGCGGCAGUACGAAGUGACAAAACACAUGAAAAUUCAUAAAGGAGAGAAAAAAUUCGUGUGUGAUGUUUGUGGAUACGCAACAGUUCACAAAGGAUGUCUGGAAACUCACCAGAAAAGACAUUUGGGAGAAUUCUUGUAUCAGUGUGAAGAAUGCAGUAAGGGAUUUUAUGCGAAAUCGGAUUUCCUUGCUCAUAAAUUGUCUCACAGUGGGGAGCGAAUGUAUAUGUGCGAUGUGUGUGGAAAAGCAUACGUAUCCAAAAAUAGUUUGUUAGCGCAUCAAAAGACUCAUAGGUCGAAAGUAAAACCUCCGGAAAAGUGUUUUGAAUGUGUUACUUGCCACAAAACUUUUAGUGCGCGGAAAUAUCUUGCCUCUCACGCUAGAACGCAUUCCGGGGAAAAACAUCUGUGUGAUUUCUGUGGGAAAGCGUUUUCCAGUAAGGACACACUCAAGAUACACAGACGAAAUCACACAGGAGAAAAACCUCACACUUGUAGUGUUUGUGGAAAAUCUUUUACCUUAUUGUACGCUUUGAAAGUUCAUCAAUUAAUUCACACCGGUGAAAAACCACAUACCUGUGAUAUCUGUAAAAAAUCAUUUACUCAAAAAUCUACAUUAAUCUCAUACUGGUCAGAGACCUUACGAAUGCAAUAUGUGCAACCGAGGGUUUGUGUCCAGAUCGUUACUGAAUUCCCAUUUAAAAGGCCAGAAAUGUGUUAUGUUAAAAUGAAGAAUACAUGUUUCCAAAUUGAAAGAUGUAACAUCUCUCUUUCUCUUCUUUGUGUUAUACUAGACUCAAAAUAA
Molecule: messenger RNA, 1179 nt
Organism: Gryllus bimaculatus (two-spotted cricket)
Lineage: Eukaryota; Metazoa; Arthropoda; Insecta; Orthoptera; Gryllidae
Source: the annotation of a GenBank genome assembly